Messenger RNA from Gastrolobium bilobum, 3911 nucleotides. RefSeq names its product putative disease resistance protein RGA4. The record is from RefSeq and is a predicted model, not a curated record. Gene Ontology annotation, molecular function: ADP binding. Gene Ontology annotation, biological process: defense response to other organism. NCBI's taxonomy places the organism in Eukaryota, Viridiplantae, Streptophyta, Magnoliopsida, Fabales, Fabaceae.
AUUCCAUUCCAUUCUACAAACUCUUUGUUGCAUUCUCACUUUCACUUUGUGAGUUACAACUCAGAACAUAUAUGGCUGAGGCUGUCCUUCAAAUUGCGCUUGAUAAUUUGAACUCACUCAUUCAAAAUGAGGUGGGACUUUUUCUGGGCUUCGAUGAAGAGGUGAAGAGGUUUCGCAGCAUUCUCAGUGCAAUCAAGGCCACUCUUGAAGAUGCUGAGGAGAAGCAAUUCUCAGACAGAGCUAUCAAGGAUUGGCUUCAAAAGCUGAAAGAUGCAGCUCACAUGCUCGAUGACCUCUUGGACGAGUGUGCCACUCAAGCUUUGGAGAUGGAGUACCAAGGAUUCAAUUGUGGACCAUCACACAAGGUACAAAGCUCUUGCUUAUCCUCUUUUCAUCCCAACCAUGUUGUUUUCCGUCGCAAAACUGCUAAGAAAAUGAAGAUGAUAAGCGAGAGAUUGGAUCAAAUUGUUGAAGAAAGGAUUAAGUUUCAUUUGACUGAGACGGUCACAGAGAGAAGAACUGGUGUCAUUGACUGGCGCCAAACCACCUCAAUUAUUACUCAACCUCAAAUCUAUGGAAGAGAAGGAGAUAGGGAUACAAUUUUAGACUUUUUGGUUGUUGAUGCUUCUGGUUUUGAGGAUUUAUCUGUGUAUCCGAUAGUUGGUCUAGGUGGACUUGGCAAAACAACACUUGCCCAACUCAUCUUCAACCAUGAGAGGGUAGUCAACCAUUUUGAGCUUAGAAUUUGGGUAUGUGUUCCAGAAGAUUUCAGUUUGAAGAGAAUGAUGAAAGCUAUCAUGGAAUCUGCAUCUGGGCAUUCCUGCGGGGAUAUGGAUCUAGAGCCACUGCAAAGAAGACUUCAGGAUCUACUCCAACAAAAAAGAUAUUUGCUUGUUUUGGACGACGUGUGGGAUGAUAAACAAGAGAAUUGGCAGAGGUUGAAAUCUGUAUUGGCUUGUGGAGCAAAGGGUGCAUCAAUUUUGGUCACUACUCGUCUUUCGAAGGUUGCAGAAAUCAUGAAAACAUCGCCUCCUCAUGAUUUAUCAUUGCUAUCUAACAAUGAUUGUUGGGAAUUGUUUAAACAACGAGCUUUUGGACCAGAUGAGGUAGAACGAGAAGGCCUUGUGGUCGUAGGGAAGGAGAUAGUAAAGAAGUGUGGUGGCGUGCCUCUUGCAGCAAAAGCACUAGGAGGUUUUUUGCGCUUUGAAAGAGAGGCAAAGCAAUGGCUCUAUGUCAAGGAAAGCCAUCUAUGGGGUUUACAAGAUGAGGACUCUGUCAUGCCUGCCUUGAGAGAUGAGGACUUUAUCAUGCCUGCCUUGAGAUUAAGUUACUUGAACUUGCCAGUAAAAUUGAGACAAUGUUUUGCCUUCUGUGCAUUAUUUCCCAAAGAUACAGUAAUAGAUAAGCAAUUUCUAAUUGAACUUUGGGUGGCUAAUGGAUUCGUCUCAUCUAAUCAAACAUUGGAUGCAGAAGAUAUUGGCGAUAAGGUGUGGAAUGAGUUAUAUUGGAGAUCAUUCUUUCAAGACAUUCAGACAGAUAUAUUGGGCAAAAUCACAAGUUUCAAGAUGCAUGAUCUUGUUCAUGAUCUUGCUCAAUCUGUGGCAGAAGAGGUUUGUUGCAUCACAGAUGAUAAUAAUAAUGUAACUAGUACGCCCGAAAGAAUUCGCCAUCUCUCAACUUAUAGGUGGAAGUCAUUUUGUUUGCACGAAGUCAAAGCCUUGAAGACCUACAUAGAGCGGUAUCAUAAUGAUCGCCAACUUCCAUCUCAGGUAUGGAAAUGUUAUUCUUUGCGUGUGCUUCAGAGCAAGAGGCUAAGCAAUUUGUCGGCUUCGAUUGGUCAUUUAAAACAUCUACGGUACUUGGAUAUUUCUCACGGUUGCUUCAAAACUCUUCCGAAAUCCCUUUGUAGGAUAUGGAAUUUGCAGAUUUUGAAAUUAGACUAUUGUCAUGAUCUAAAAAAGUUGCCCAAGAGUUUGAUACGCCUGAAAGCUCUACAACAUCUUGGAUUGAAGGGUUGCGACUCACUAUCAAGCUUGCCCUCUCAGAUAGGGAAGUUGACUUCGCUAAGGACUUUAAGCAAGUACUUUGUUGGCAAGGAAAGAAGGUUUCUUUUGGCAGAAUUGGGACGACUGAACCUUAAAGGAGAGCUUCACAUCGAGAACCUUGAAGGAGUAAAAAGUGUGAUGGAUGCCAAAGAUGCCAAUAUGUCGAGUAAGCAACUGAAGAGAUUGGUGCUGUCAUGGGGCAGAAAUGAAGAGUCCGAAUUACAGGAAAAUGUUGAGCAGAUUCUUGAAGUGCUUCAACCUCAUACCCAACAACUUCAAACGUUGCGUGUAGUAAGAUUUCCAGGUGCCCGUUUCCCACAAUGGAUGUCUUCUCCUUCUCUCAAAUAUUUAAAUUACUUAGAACUCAUGCAUUGCAAAAGCUGUUUACACCUUCUGCAGCUGGGGAAACUACCUUCUCUAAAGAGUCUAUGUAUAUCCAACAUGAGUCGUGUAAUGUACCUGCAAGAGGAGUCCUAUGAUGGUGGAGUUGCGAUAAGUUUCAUGGCUCUGGAAACUCUGGAACUGGAGGAGCUGCCAAACCUGAUAAGGUUAUCAAGUGAGGAUGGAGAAAACAUGUUCCCGCUCCUUUCAACACUUCGAAUUAGUGAAUGUCCUAAAUUGUUGGGCUUGUCUUGCCUUCCAUCUCUCAGUGAACUACAUAUAAUGGGGAAAUGCAACCAAGAUUUACUAAUUAGUUCAAUUCAUAAACUCGGUAGUCUUGAAUCCCUUUAUUUCAUUGCAAAUGAAGAGUUAACUUGCUUCCCUGAUGGUAUGCUAUGAAACCUUACUUCUCUGAAGAAACUGCACAUUUAUUCGAACUCUAGACUUGAGGUACUCCCAACUGAAAUGGCUAACCUUAAUGCUCUCCAAGCAUUGUAUAUUAAUGAUUGCGACAGCCUCAAAUCAUUGACGGAUGAAGUAUUGCAAGGAUUGCACUCUCUCAAGAUAUUAUAUAUUGUGCGGUGCCCUAAGUUCAAAUUGUCAGCAGGUUUUCGAUAUCUAACUUGUCUUGAGGGAUUGACGAUUGAGGGCUCCUCAGAGGUUGAAGAUUUGCAUGAGGCUUUACAGCAUAUGACUGUUCUGCAAACAUUAGAAUUGCGUGAUCUACCAAACCUAGGAUCCCUGCCUGACUGCUUGGGAAACAUUGGCCUGCUUCACACAUUAGUUAUUUCAGAAUGUCCCAAGUUGAUGUGUCUUCCAAUGAGCAUUCAACGCCUUAGCUGUCUGAAAACAUUGAAUAUUGGGGGUUGCCAUGAGUUAGGGAAUCGAUGUCAGAAGGAAACAGGGGAGGACUGGCCAAAAAUAGCUCACGUUCAGUAUUGUCAUGUCUGAAAAGAGGUGAUUUUUCUUUUGGAAUCAUUUCAGAACUCCGUGGUGAACUUUGAGAAUGACAAUGUCAAGAUGGUUACAGCAGGUGGCGUCUGAAGACUGCAUUGUCUGCAUCUUUCAGCUAAGUUAGGAAUAAAGUUUAGUCUUAAGUUUUUGCAGACAAUAUGUACAUGUACAAUCUUCAUAGAUUUGUAUUAUUUGCUCCUUUGUUAAUUUGAUCUCUUUUAUUUUCCUGUCAAUGUAUUAAAAAGUGCAUAUUCAUGACUUUAAUUGGUAGGAGAGGUUCGACUUCUAAAAAUGCUGUCAGGUUUAUAGGGAUAUAUAUUGAUGUCAUUUGUCUGCUAUUGUGCCACGUGUUAACUAGGAUGAUGGGUAGAAUGGCAGAGGCCUUGUGAACCAACAAGAGAAAGAGAGAAACGGGGAUAAGAAGAGGUUCAGUGAGGGAGAGUGACAUUGGUGGUAAUUUUGUGAGGUUAGAGAUCUUGAUAUUCAGAUAAUGAAGAAGGGUCUCCUUGUAGCACUUUUGUGUCUUUUCUU